AUGAAUUGUGAAGCGUGUCGUAAUCGAAUUACUGGCGAGGAACUACUCCUAUGUAUAAAGUGUAUGACACAUUAUCAUUAUAUAUGCCUGAACAUAACUCAAUCUUAUUCCAAGGCUAACCUGGGCGAACUGAGAAGGUCCUGGAUAUGUCCACUUUGCAUCAACGUAACUAGGCGAAAGGGAAACAACUGCAAUACGCCUGUUCGGAAACAACUAGAAAACAUGGAUGAGUCUAGCAUGUCCUGCGAAGACCUUACGAUUAGUGAAAACACUGUUGAAAUUAGUCGACCAGUCAUGGACACAGUUGAAAAUACACCCACGUCAUCCGGAUGUACUCCCGCUGCGAGUAUCACAUUGGACCAAUUCUCGAGACUUCUAGAUCUUAAGUUGGAUACUAAGCUGGAAAGCUUUCAAGCAUCUUUAAUCAGAACAAUAAGAAAUGAAGUUAGUAAUCAAAUAGCCAAACUAAAAACCGAGUUCACCGUAACGACAGAUUUUCUUGCGGAGGAGCAAAGGGACGUAAAAGCUGAACUUAAGACGUUGUCAGACAAGGUCCGCAAGCUUGAAGAUGAAAAUGUGCAACUACAAUCCGAAUUAUCCCAAAUGAAUAAAACUCUGCAGGUCUUAGACAAAUCCUCAAGAAACUGCAACAUUGAAAUCCAGUCGGUACCCGAAAAACGAUCGGAAAAUUUAUUGUAUGGGCUGAUGAAAUUGUGUGAGGUCAUAAAUUGCCCUAUUGCUGAGUCAGACAUAAAAUCUAUCCGCCGUGUUGCAAAAAUGAACCCUUCGUCAGACCGUCCCCGCAAUAUUAUUGCGACGCUGCACUCGGAACAUCACCGCGACACUAUCAUCUCUGCAGUGCGAAGAUUCAAUAAAGCAAACAAGUUGUGUCCGCUAAACUCAUCUCACAUGGGCUUAGCUAGCGAAAAAUACAAUAUCUACAUAUCGGAAUACCUAUCAGCUGGAUGCAAGGCAGUACACGCCGCGGCAAGACAAUGGACUAAAAUUAACCACUACAAAUUUGUCUGGGUAAAAUACGGUCGUGUCUAUGUUCGUAAAAAUGAAGAAUCCCCUGCCAUACUUAUAAGAGACACUAGUUAUUUAUCAAAGCUGCCGCCUAAUAACCCUGUAUAG
Molecule: messenger RNA, 1134 nt
Organism: Parnassius apollo (apollo)
Lineage: Eukaryota; Metazoa; Arthropoda; Insecta; Lepidoptera; Papilionidae
Source: the annotation of a GenBank genome assembly